UUCAGUUGCUGCCCUAUAUACUGUAUAUAUACAAGGACACACCACCAAAGACUCACGGAGAUUGUUAACUUGUGACAUACUACAAUGUCUAAAAGACUACAGUUAAGCCACGAUGGACAUGACGAAUGUGAUGAAGACAUUAGACCUUAUACCAGACAAUUUAACCAUGGACAUGGAGAAAACAGUGAAGAGUUAGACAUGCUGUCUACCAAACAGUGGCAGAAAGAUGGCAUAAAUGAAAUUGAUGAGGCUACUAUCAAAAAGUCAGAAGUGCAAAAUACGAAAUCCUUACUUGGCAUGAUUGACACGUACGACAGACCAGCGAGUGCCAGUGCAGAAGGAGGUUAUGCUGAACAAGACUUAUAUGCAUCAGGUUUUGAAAACAAACCAGGAAAGAGGCUUCCCAAGGCUGGAUACCUUGCAGAAGCAGGAGUUGGACGAGCUCGUGCUGAAUACAGUGUAUUUGAAGCUGAAGCCAAAGGUCCAAGUGCCUCAUUUGAUGCCGAAGCCAAACUGGGUAAACUCGGAGCAAUGGCUCGAGCUGAAAUUGCCAGUGCAUCAGCUAAAGCCGGUCCAAUUGGUGUGAAAGUGGGACUAGGCUUUGACACGGGUGCAUCUAUUGGUGUGGGUGGGAUGGAGGCCAAAAUCCUGGGAAUUGGAUUCUCAUUUGGUUCAAAGAUGGGAUUAUCCUUUCUGGGUUCAGAAGUGUCAUUUUCAUUCCUUUAGCCACAACAGGUAUUCAUUACCUUUGAAUAUUUAUGUAUAACAUUUUACUAUAAAUUUAUCCUAAAAAUCUCUGUCUCAGUUUUGACUGCUCACAUUAGAAAUCACCACUGCAGAAUCGUCUGCACAUUUAUUUGGCACAGGUUUUC
Messenger RNA from Carassius carassius (crucian carp), 872 nucleotides. RefSeq lists its product as uncharacterized. The coding region runs from base 85 to 726 and encodes 213 amino acids. The record is from RefSeq and is a predicted model, not a curated record. The transcript is spliced from 3 exons. NCBI's taxonomy places the organism in Eukaryota, Metazoa, Chordata, Actinopteri, Cypriniformes, Cyprinidae.